Messenger RNA from Pimephales promelas (fathead minnow), 571 nucleotides. RefSeq names its product cytochrome c oxidase subunit 8B (gene cox8b). Gene Ontology annotation, biological process: mitochondrial electron transport, cytochrome c to oxygen. The record is from RefSeq and is a predicted model, not a curated record. Gene Ontology annotation, cellular component: mitochondrion; respiratory chain complex IV. Lineage: Eukaryota; Metazoa; Chordata; Actinopteri; Cypriniformes; Leuciscidae.
AGUGCGGCGGGACAGCCAAUUAAAUAGACCGAGCUUAUCAAACUCGCAGCGGAUUGGCAAACACACACAUUUCUUUUUAUUUUUUCCUCGCCCUGACCUUAAAUAGGAGUUGGCAGGUAGACAAGAAAUUGCAACUCGUCUCGCUUUCCCUGAAGGGCGCAUCACAAGUUGAGCCGCGCGCACAUAUUUUAGCGUUUGGAUACAUCUAACAACGUCACAAUGUCAGCCUUUAAUUGCUCUUUCAACCUGCUGAGGGCUGCGAUGAGACACCAGAUCAUCCCUAAAGUCAACAUUUCAGCCAAACCAGCCAAACAUGUGCUGUCCUUUGGGGAGCAAUUAAUUGCAAUGGGGACCUUUUUCGUGACCAUCCUGGGCCCCUCUGGAUGGAUCCUGUCACAUUUGGAGAACUACAAGAACCGUCCUGUUGCAGACCAAGAAUAAAUGUCUCUCUGUUUUGAGCAUUCCUCCUUACGAAGCCUAGUUCACCAUUGAAUGUUUAAAUAAAUGAUUGUACUUGAACGCCUCAACAGGUGGCACCUGCUCUGCAUCGAUUAAACUAUAUAAAAAUGUU